Molecule: messenger RNA, 2286 nt
Organism: Diabrotica balteata
Lineage: Eukaryota; Metazoa; Arthropoda; Insecta; Coleoptera; Chrysomelidae
Source: the annotation of a GenBank genome assembly
AUGAACAAACAACCUGCACUCGAUGAACUUUUGAAAAUUAUUUUUUGCCAAUGCAAAAAAGGAUGGGGUGUUUCAUGUGGGUGCAGAAAAGUUGGUUUAUACUGUAACUCUACUUGUUCUGGGUGCUCAGGUGAAGGGUGCAAUAAUAGUCCACCAAUAAUUGAAGAUGAGGAUGACAUAGAUCACGAUGAAGAUGACGCUGCAGAACUAAGCAAGGAACAGGUUGCUUUGCUUAAAAAUGCCUUUGACACAUUUGACGUCGAAAAAAAGGGCAGCAUCGGUACUGUAAUGAUUGGAACGAUCUUAAGUAUGCUUGGUGUUCAGACAACGGAGCAAACUCUGAAGGAAAUCAUUGAUGAAGUAGAUGAAGACGCCCGUAAAGCUAACAUACUCCAAGUUUAUGCACCAACUGCUGACAAGUCGGAUGAUGAAAUAGAGCAGUUCUAUGAGAAUCUCCAAGAAUUACUUAAAAUGACAAAGAGUUAUGAAACAACAUUAAUCGUAGGAGAUUUUAAUGCCAAAGUGGGUUGUGUAAAAGUGGAACAUAUUUGUGGAAAUUACGGACUGGGCAAUCGCAAUGAUAGAGGUGACAGACUACAACAAUUUUGCCAGGAGAAACAACUAACUAUCAUGAACACCUGGUUCAAGCUACCACUACGGAGGCUGUAUACGUGGAAAUCACCCGCAGAUAAUAAAAAGAAUUGUCGAUAUAAAAAUGCAAUAACGGAUACAAGAACAUACCCAGGCGCAGAUGUUCCAUCGGCUCACAACCUACUAGUGGCUAAAUUAAAAAUAAAGUUCAAAAUGCUAAAAAAGACUGUCAAAAGAAAAACCGACAUCAAUUUACUUAAACAAGAAAAUAUACAAAGUAUGGUAAAGACUAAACUCAACGAGGAAUGUGAAAGACUCCAAAGAGAGUUAUCACCAACUACAGAAGGCUUAUGGACUGAAGUCAAGAAUGCUUUUACUAGCGCCGAGAAAUAUAUAAAAGACACUAAUAACAAAAGAAAAUCUAAACCCUGGAUGACACAAAAAAUUCUGAGAAUGAUGGAUACUCGAAGAGCCUACAAAAAUAAAAAUAAUGAAAAAUAUAGGGAGAUACAUCGUCAAAUCAAGAAAGAAAUAGCUACCGCAAAAGAGAAUUGGAUGAUAGAAAACUGCCAAGAGAUCGAAGAAUUAAUAAAAUUAACAAACGACGAGAAUGAAAAGGUAUGGGAAUUAAGCGAUCUAAACAACGUAUGGGGACAUUACAUAGAAGAACUAUUCUCGGACACACCACUAAACAACAUAAUAUAUAAAAACCAUGAAACCAGUCCUCCUAUAUUAAAACAAGAAGUAGAGAGAGCAAUCAAAACGCAAAAAAUGGGAAAGCCCAUGGCCCCGAUGACAUACAUACGGAAAACAGAAGCCGGUGACACAGAAAUAUUCAAUAUCAAGCGAGGUGUACGACAGGGGUGUGUAUUGUCACCACUACUUUUCAAUAUAUAUUCGAAAGAAAUCUUUGCACGAGCACUAGAGCAAUCAAGAGAAGGUGUUAAAAUUAACGGCAGAGUUCUAAAUAAUGUACGAUACGCCGACGACACGGUCCUAAUUGCAGAGAGCGCACAGGAUCUCGAGACACUCUUAGAUCGCGUCAGAUCGAUCGGAGAACAAUACGGCCUCAGCAUUAACGUCAAGAAAACAAAAACAAUGAUUGUCUCCAAAACAUCCAUCCAUCCACCCAUGGCUUUAAACGUGAAUGGUAACAUUAUCGAAAAUGUCGAGAAAUUUCGAUAUCUAGGGUGCUGGAUAACGAAAGAUAUAGAUCCAGACAUAGAAAUAAAAUCGCGAAUUGAACAAGCAAGAAAUGUCUUUUUAAAAAUGAAACAAAUGUUUACGUCCCAAACACUCAAUCUCAAAAUCCGAUACCGAAUGCGGAAAUGUUACGUUUACAGCACCUUACUAUAUGAAAUGGAGGCCUGGACCUUCAAAAUCAACUCACUCAGGCGUUUGGAAAGUUUUGAAAUGUGGUUAUUUCGAAGCAUGCUGAAAGUCCCCUGGACAGCGCAUAUGAGCAACGAGCAGGUCCUACACAAGAUGGGUACCGACAGAGAACUCUUAAAAAUAAUGAAAACACGGAAAACCUUAUAUUUGGGACACAUAUACAGAAAUGAGAAAUACCAGCUACUGCAGCUUCUUAUAGAGGGGAAGGUAGAAGGAAAACGUGGUCCUGGUAGACGGCAGGCGUCCUGGUUGAAGAACAUUCGUGAGUGGACUGGUUUGGAUUCUCAAUCCUUAAUAAGAUAA